UGGUAGGUUUAGGGGAAAGGGUGGGACAGGACAGUUAGAGGAGGUGGUAGCCGUGACAAAGCAGAGAGAGUAAAGAGAGUCAGGCACCCAAGGGGGAGAGUAACGAGAGGGGAACAGCGAGAAUCAUUUAACAGAGGAUUGGUUGCGUUACGGCCUCCCAUCUAGCCCCAAUGAGAGCCUCCUAGUGCACCAAGAGACAGGGGAAAUAUGCGGUUUCCACUGCUGUGGUUGAUUUGUCUGUUUGUAAGGCUGAAAUACUGCUACACAGCUGACCCAAUAGACUGUGAGACGGCGGGCUGGAAGUGCCACCCCCGUGCCGAGUGUCUGCAAGUCAACGCCAACGUCACCUGUGUGUGCCGUGAUGGCUACCAAGGAAACGGGCAAGAAUGUGAAGAUAUCGAUGAGUGUCUCAGUGGCCUAAGCGACUGCCACCCCAACGCACUCUGUAAUAACACCCUUGGCAGCUACAGCUGUGCAUGCCGGCCUGGGUACAUCGGGAAUGGCUUCCUCUGUCAGGAUAUCAACGAGUGCCAAAGGGAGAAUGGAAGGUGCCAUUCCAACGCCACGUGCAUCAACUACGAGGGUGGGAGUGGUUGCCAAUGCAAAACGGGCUUCAGUGGCAAUGGCUUUCAGUGCACCGAUAACGACGAGUGCUCUUACCAGCGGAUUUGCCACUGGAACGCAACCUGCACUAACAACCCGGGUUCUUACGUGUGCACUUGUAAUGCUGGUUAUAAAGGCAACGGGAACUACCUAUGUCUGGACAUUGAUGAGUGUUCACAGACGCCUGUUGUGUGCUCAUCCUCGUUAGGUUACAGAGGCUGCAAGAACUUGCCCGGCACCUACCAAUGUACAUGUAGCACUGGUUACCAGAACAACGGGAACUACUGCCAGGACAUUGACGAGUGUGCCGCUAAAAGGUGCAGCCAGUACGCGGAUUGCAGGAACACCUUAGGAUCGUACAGGUGCACAUGUACACCCGGCUUUGAGGGCAAUGGACUAUCAUGCGUGGACGUCAAUGAGUGCAAUGGCAUCCACAACUGUCACUCCAGCGCAGUCUGUAUCAACGUCGUUGGCAGGUACGAAUGCUCUUGCUUGCCAGGUUUCCUUGGAGAUGGCCAGAAUUGCCAGGAUGUUGACGAGUGCAUAACGGUCGGGAUCUGUCCCGCCGGUGCCGUGUGUGUCAACAACCCAGGUUCAUACGACUGCAACUGCGGUCGCGGCUACCUCUACAACAACUCAAUGUGUCAAGACGAGGAUGAGUGUGCAUCAGGACUCUGCAGUCCCUAUGCCAGCUGCACCAAUUUCCCGGCCUCCUUCAACUGCCAGUGUAAGCCCGGGUUCAACGGCGACGGCCUCAGCUGCGUUGAUGAGGACGAGUGCUCGAUGGCCCGGCAGUGCCACGCCAAUGCCGUUUGCAUCAACCGGCCUGGCUCUUACAACUGCAGCUGCGAAGUGGGGUACUCCGGAGACGGUGUCCUUCGCUGCACAGACGUCAACGAGUGUCUGGUGGACAACGGGGGCUGUAGUAACCUGGCGACCUGUGUCAACGCCCAGGGCUCCUUCUCUUGUCUCUGCUCCAACGGCUUCACCCUGGUCAACAAGACUCUGUGUCAGGACGUCGACGAGUGUGAGGAGAACAGCGUCGCAUGCAGUGCUAACGAGUGGUGUCUCAACACUGCAGGGUCUUACGAGUGCCGGUGCCUGGCCGGGUUCUACCGCCCGGGUGGCCAGGUGGGCUGCGCCGACGUGGACGAAUGCAGGAACAAGCCGUGCCACGCCAACGCCACCUGCCUCAACGCAGAGGGCUCAUAUGAGUGCACCUGCAACGGCGGUUUCUCAGGGAACGGCACACAUUGUAAGGACGUAAACGAGUGUCUGGCGGAGGGCAGGUGCCACCAGCGGGCGCUGUGCAUCAACGCAGAAGGGGGUUUCUCCUGUGUCUGUCAGCAAGGGUUCGUGGGCGACGGCUUCUACUGUGAGGACGUGAAUGAAUGCCUCUUCAACGCCACCUGUCCACCCAUCUCCACCUGCAUCAACUCCCCCGGGGCCUACGUCUGCUCGUGUCUGAACGGCAGCGUGGCAAUCGAUAGCCUCUGUUUGCUACCCAGUUCCCAGUGCGACCCCGCCUGCCAUCCGCAUGGCCUGUGUCACUCUUCGCCGUCCGGCUACCAGUGUGUCUGUGAUCUUGGAUACAUGGGCGAUGGUCUGAUUUGCUCGGACAUAGAUGAGUGCCAGUUGGAAAAUGUCUGUCCCCGAAAUGAGACGGAAUGUGUAAAUAUCCCAGGAUCCUUUGCCUGUAUCUGCAGGGCUGGAUUUAUACUGAACGAGACAAAUUGUGUUGACGUGAACGAGUGUGAGUCCCCGGUUCGUCGCUGUAGUGAAUUUUCCAGUUGUGAGAACACCAUUGGAAGCCAUCUGUGCCGCUGCCUCAGUGGCUUCGCCGGCGACGGAAUCACCUGCUUGGACGUGGAUGAGUGCCAAGGGGACAGCGCGGGCUGCCAUCCCGCCGCCAGCUGCGCUAACACACCUGGUUCCUUCCGCUGCACCUGCCAGCCCGGCACCGAAGGCACUGGCUUUGAGUGCCGCGAUGUGGACGAGUGCUCCCAGAAUGCCACGCUGCCCCACAACUGCAGUGUCCACGGCGUCUGCGGCAACACGGACGGGUCCUACCGCUGCUGGUGCCAAGAUGGUUACCACGGAGACGGCUUCGACUGUGUAGACACGGAUGAAUGCCGGUCUGGUGUUAGUGUGUGCGACAGUAACAUGACGUGCCACAACACCCUGGGUUCCUACACGUGCACCUGUGUCCUGGGGCUGGCGUACGAGCAGGGCACGUGUGUGAGCCUCAACGAAUGUCAGAACGCCAGCCGAUCAUGCCACCUGAACGCCAGGUGCUACGCUGACCACAGCUCCUUCUACUGCCGCUGCCGCGAAGGCUACUUUGGCGACGGGACCGACUGUCGGGACGUGGACGAGUGUGACAAGGGAUUGGCUGAGAGCCCAUGGGACGCCUGUCCACCGUCUUCCUCCUGCAUCAACAGCAACGGCUCCUACGUCUGCGAGUGCUGGGACGGCUUCCGCAGAGCUGGAAAGCUUUGUCAGGAUAUGGACGAGUGUGCCAGUGGCAACUUCAGUUGCCCAUACAACAGCACCUGCCAUAACGUGGAUGGGGGAUACCACUGCCCCUGUGUGCCAGGCUUCUCCCUCGUCAACGACUCUCUGUGUUUGGACGUGGACGAGUGCUCUCUCGGCCUGGACGACUGCCCCCAUGUGUCCGACUGCUUCAACACUGUGGGGUCUUUUUUCUGCGAUUGCUGGCCUGGUUACCAUGGGAAUGGCACGGGCGCAUGGUGCAUGGAUAUCGACGAGUGCCUGGGCAACUCCACUUGCCCCGAGCACAGCACGUGCAACAACACAGACGGGGACUUCCUGUGCACCUGCGACUCUGGAUUCUCAGCCAUCAACCACCUGUGCGUGGAUGUCGAUGAAUGCAACACGACGGAGCAGGCUCAGCCCUGUGCCAAUGGUGUGUGCAUGAACACCCUCGGCUCAUACUAUUGCGAAUGCACAAAAGGCUACUGGAGCAACGAGACAGAGUGUGUGGAUGUGGAUGAAUGUUCAGAUCUCCUCGACCCCUCCGUAGACUGCCAGCCCUUCGCCACGUGCGUCAACGCCCCCGGGUCCUACGCCUGCCUUUGUGAUGAAGGGUUCACUCUCAUCUCGACCAAUAGCACCAGCUGGAUCAAUAGCACCAUAAGGACCAAUGAGACCAUCUUGAUCAAUUUAACCCCCUCAACCAAGGGCUCCACCUUGACCAGUGAGACCCACUGGACCCCCCGGACUGAGUGUCAGGAUAUCAACGAGUGCGCGGGCGACCCCUGCCCUCAGUACGCCACAUGUCAGAACGUUGAAGGGUCGUUUCUGUGUCUGUGCGAUGAAGGGUUCUUGCCGGACUCACUCUCGUAUCUGUCCUCUAACAGCUCUGAUAACGGGUCCACCGUGUUCAUGCUCCAUGGCUGUGAAGACAUAGAUGAGUGUGCCAACCACAGUGCCUGUCGUCCAGAUCAGGCGUGCGCCAACCUGCCCGGAGGGUACAUCUGCUCUUGCAGAGUGGGCUAUCGUGAGGAGAAGGGAGCUUGUGUUGAUGCUGAUGAAUGCGGAAGUGUGCAUCCCUGUCAUCCCUGGGCACGCUGCUGGAACACAGAAGGCUCCUUCUCGUGCCACUGCCUGCCGGGCCACAGGGGCAACGGUACCUGGUGUGAAGAUGUGGAUGAAUGUGUGGCCCUGAGCCGGCCGUGCCACCCUAUGGCCCGCUGCCGCAACACGCUGGGCUCCUUCUGGUGCCAGUGCGAACCAGGCUUCGCGGCUCUGGGGACGUUGUGCAUAGACCUGGACGAGUGCCUGCAGACGAACGGGCCGUGUCAACCCGGAGCGACCUGCUCCAACCUCGUCGGGGGGUUUGACUGCCAGUGCAAACGGGGCUGGGACCCCACAGCGGACAUGGUCAAUGGGAGGCGAGGGUGUCUGGAUCAGGACGAGUGCACAAGGCCCGCCGCCUGCUCUGGCACAGCUCUGUGCACCAACCUGCCGGGGUCUUUCCGGUGCUCGUGCCCCUCAAACGACGCAGAGUGUGGACACAUGGCUCUGGAGGAGAGCGAGCUGUUCCCGUUUGGAUCAGAGGUUGGGGACGACCAUGUGGAGGUCAGCUCAGAAGACGGGAACUCCCCCUUCAUCACUCCCCCCCUGGGCCUUCCCUUCAUGGGAAAACUGUACAACAGGGUUUUUUUUUCAGACAACGGCCUUGUCCAGUUCCAGUCCGUCUCCCAGAAUGAACAGCGCCUGUUACCUGUCCCUUUUCCUGCGGGUUUCCAUGGCAACGAGGGCCUGGCCCUGUUGGCGGUGUUCUGGGACGAUGCUGACCUCACGCUCGGGCAGGGGCGGCUGCUCUACAAGGAAUACAGCUCGCUGGAUAUGUCGGACAUCUACUCUCAGAUCGUGUUUAACCGCACAGCGCGGGCCGUGACAGAGUUCGAGGGGCAGAGGGGCCGACCCUCCUUCACCCCCGCCUGGAUCCUCAAGAUCACCUGGGACAGCGUGAUGGCCAUCUCCUACCAGAAGGUCAACCUGUCAGAGACCAACACCUUCCAGUGCAUCCUGACCACGGACGGCGUGCGCACCUUCGCCCUCCUGCACUACGGCGCCAUGCGCUGGGGCCCCGGCCAGCGCAUCCACCAGGACGCGCUCAUCGGCUACACGGACGGAGGAACCCACUACCACAACCACAACCGCCCGGCCUCCGCCGCCGACCCCACCGCCGACCCCACCUCCUCUAUCAACCCCACCGCCAUCACCGCCUCCAUCACCGCCACUACCGGCCCGCCACCAGCAGGGCCCUACGAACCCGGCGGGCGGUACCGUCCCCAGCACACGGUGGGCCCCGGGGGUCGCCCGGGGCAGCUGCUGUGGGACCUGAGCGGCCCCGACCCACAGGAGGAGGAGGCGGGGGAGGGGGCGGAGGUGGACCAGCGGCUGCGCUGCCAGACCUGGGCCCAGAGCGAGCCCGCGCCGGCCGAGUGGGCGUCGGAGGUGCCGGCGUGCCCGUGCACGCGCGCCCAGGCCACGGAGGACUUGGCCUUCCUGCCCCAGACGGUCCGCCCCCGCCUGCCGCAGGUCCGGGCGCUGAGGGACCAGCGGUGGGGCAGCGGCAGCGGACACGUCUUCCUGUCGGCGCUCCCUAACCGCUGGGGCUCCGGGAAGACGUGUGUGUAUGACCCCCAAGGGGAGCUGCAGGGGGGCUACAGCGAGCGCUACUUCUCCGCGGAAGACACGCAGAGACACAUCGAUGAGGAUCUCUUGCCCUUCCAGUGGUGCUGCGUUGAGUCUCCUCUGUGCCAUCUUUACCUCACCAAGAGGCCCCUAGAUCGUUGCCAGGGUUACGGCUGGGUCAGCCCUGAACAGAGUACUCUGGCCAAGAAGUCAACACAGGGUGUUGCGAUGGUAUACGGCAGCCUGCAUUUCAUCACCUUUGAUGGGUUGCGUUACUCCUUCCGGGCCCUGGGGGUGUUUGUGCUGCUGAGGCUGUCCUCAGCGUUGGGUUCAAACAGGUUCACCCUGCAGGGGGAGAUGGGCAGGCUGCAGCAGAGCGGGGGAAGGCCCGCAGAGGCUCCGGUGUUGGUGAGGAUGGCCGCCUACCACCAGGGCAUUGGCAAGGUGGAGUGGAAGUGCGCAAACCAAGGAGACGGACUGGAGUUGUUAGUUGGUGGUGUGAGUGUUCCAGUCACCAUAGGCGUGGUCCACAGGAGCGCGUGGGGCUUCAUCGUGCGCUGCGUGUCUCUGAGCCGCUGCGCCGCCGUGUACGCCGGGGGUCUCCACGCCAGGGCCUGGCGCGUCGGCGGCGGCGGCGGGGGGGGCGGCUGUCAGCUGGGGGCCGUGGUGGAGGUGCCCCAGGCCUUCUACAACCGCACCGUGGGCCUGCUGGGCCUCUGGAGCUCCACCCGCGCGGACGACCUGCUGAUGUCCAACGGCAGGGUCCUCCCCCAGGCCAGCCCCGACCCCCGGCCCGAGGACCACCUGCACACCUUCGGCAUGUCCUGGGAGGUCCCCAUCCCGGAGACCCUGCUGUCCUCCGUCCUACCCCCGCUGGUGCCCCUCCACGGCCCGUCCCCCCAGGAGCUGCUGGCGGCCGUGAGCCCGGGGGACCUGGCCCAGCUCCAGAGGGCGUGCCACGGCAGCCCCGAGUGUGUCCACGACACCCUGGCCACGGGCAGCCCCGCCCUGGGCCUGCAGAGCCUGGAGGCCCAGGCCCGCUACCGCUACCUCACCGCGCUCUUCGGCAACAUGCCCCCAAUAGUAGUGGAGCCUAUGGUGAUCCGCGGCAAGGUCGACUCCAGGAUGGGCGUCCAGCUCCGCGCCAUCGACGCCAACCAAGACCCCAUCACCUUCUCCUUGCUCUCCCCUAGACCACGAAUGCCCUCCAUCAACAGCAGUGGGUACCUUACUUGGUUGCCGCAGGGCGCCGAGCCCGUGGAGCUGAGCGUGAAGGUCAGCGACCCGCUCGUCAGCUCCCUGUUCAGCCCGGUCCUCCAGGUGUGCAACUGCCUCAACGGGGGCACCUGCCAGUACGACGCCAUCACCCACAACUACCUGCAGGGCAAAUUCCAGGUGGUGGGCUGUCUGUGUCCGGAGGGCUUCAGCGGGGAGUUCUGCAGGGUGGUCUGGGACCCGUGUCUGGGCGAUCCGUGUUUCCCAGGCGUGGAUUGUCUGCCCGGGGCCGAGCCAGAGAGCUUCUCCUGCGGAGAGUGUCCCUCGCCCAAUGUCUACCAGGGCAAACAAGGAUACAAGUGCUUCCAGAAGGACUUUUGCCUGCCUCCCUCCCCUUUUCCCUGCCAUGAGAUGGCUGACUGCGACAACAAUGGCUACAGCUACUCUUGCAAGUGUAAACCUGGCUACACCGGGGACGGAUUUAAUUGCACAGACAUCGACGAGUGUCAGGACCCCUCUGCCUGCCCCAACGCCAAGUUUGAGUGCAUGAACCGGCCUGGUUCUGUGCACUGCUCCUGUAGGUACCAGAAGAGUAUGGCGGCUGAUGGCUGUGGUGAGUCAGCAAACCCUCCAGGUUUUAAUGUGUUUAACGUCUCCAUGGACUGGAAGGAUCCCACACAGGAUAUGCUGACACAGUUGGAGGAGAUCCUGUCGGUGGGCUUCCAGAACAAGUUCUACAACGCCAGCAUUAAGGGCCCGCGGCAGGGGUCCGGGCCGGGGCCCGGGGAGUACCGCAUCAACGUGUCCAGCGACACCCCCGCAUGGUACAUCCAGGAAUACCUGGGCCGCGUGGGACGCUUCUACGGCAUCGGCCUUCCCGAGGUCGGAGAUCUGGACGAGUGCGCGGCCAAGGAGGCCGCGUGCGCGUGGCCGGCCCUCUGCGCCAACACCUACGGCGGCUACAGGUGCGUGUGCAACGGCACCACCGAGGUGGACGAGUCCCAGGCCUGCGUGUUGGGCAGUCAUGUUAUCCAAGGAGGGAACGAGAGCAGUGUGGUGGAGCCUCCGGAGGGGGACAACACAGCCCUGAUCCUGGGCCUGGUGCUGGGCAUUGGCAUCCCCUUCCUGCUGCUGCUGCUCGCCCUGUUGUGCUUCUGCUGCUGCUGCCCCCGCAAAAAGACCGCCCCCAGAGAGCCGUCCCAUUUGCUGCCUGGGUACCUGCAGUACAUCCCCCCGCCCUUCAACUACUCUGACCCCUCCCUCCAGUACAUCAGCCACUCCUGCCCCCGCUCCCUGGACACGCCCCCACCCAGGAGCUACCAUCACACCAAUCAUAUAUAUUCGUCGGCAAGCUGAACACACAAACACACACACAAACACACGCACACACACACACACACACACACACACACACACACACACACGCACAUACAUUCUAGCGCAAACACAGUCACACAUACACAAAGACCAACUGACACAGCACAUGUAAUAUGAUCAAAUGCACACAAAGUGCAGCGGAAGAAAAGCUAGAAAAGGCAAACAUGCACAGAUGUGCGUGUGCAUGCACACUCACGUGUAUUAACAGCCAUUUGCAUGCUCACAAACAUUCUCCCCCGCUCACCCACGCACCUGACAGGUGAUUGGGCAUUUUAAGAGCCGUAAUGGCCUUAUAAUGACAAGACGGAUGACUUAUUUAUGCCGCAAUGUACAAACAUUUAAGCCUGAGUGACUUUGAAAGUCUAUUAGAUCCUGACCGUUAAUGCAGAGAGAGGGGGCCUGCCAAUUCCUCCAUAGGGUCUGACCCAGCAAAACCAAUAGCCCUCUUGGCUGGGAGACAUUGAUGAAAAGAAAACCACUGCAGUGGUCUUCAGGUUCCAAAUGACUCUGACAUUUACCCUUGAUACGCCUUUAUCUUUAGCCAGACUUCUUUUUUUAAAUGGUGCAUCAACUAUAGUUUAGAAAGGAAGCAGUGGAUACCCUACAUGUAAAGACCUAUGCAAAUUGCAGUUUGUGUAUAUAUUUGGUGGAUAUUGAAAUAUUUCAUUUUUUUUAAAUGCAUCGAAACAUAUUGCAUUUUAUAUAUUUAUCUUGUUGGGAGUUUUAAUAAAGAUGUCUAAAAUCUCUUAUAUUUAAAAAAAGUCUCUGAACCAAAAUUGUAUGGAUGUUGCCCAUUCCUGUGCAUUAGUGCAUUAGUAAAAAUGUAAACAAAUUGAUUCUAAGUGAAGAUAAUUAGUCGUGGAUUUUAG
Gadus macrocephalus (Pacific cod) is the source of this 9230-nucleotide messenger RNA. Its product is annotated as fibrillin-2. Gene Ontology annotation, molecular function: calcium ion binding. The record is from RefSeq and is a predicted model, not a curated record. Bases 208 to 8340 code for a protein of 2710 amino acids. Lineage: Eukaryota; Metazoa; Chordata; Actinopteri; Gadiformes; Gadidae. Gene Ontology annotation, biological process: cell-matrix adhesion. The transcript has 25 exons.